CCUCUACAGGGAUGUCAUGCAGGAGAACCAUGAGACGGUGACCUCGCUGGGAUUUCCCGUUCCCAAACCUGACCUGAUUGUCCGGCUGGAACGGGGGGAAGAGCCGUGGGUCCCGGAUCUCCAGGCCUCUGAGGAAAGUGGGAGUCUGAGAGGCACCUGCACAGCAGGUGAUAGGAUGGUGAUUGAGAACAAGGAGGAGAAUCAGCAGGAGGAAGGUCCUGAGGAAGUGGAACCGCAGGAGGGGUUUUUGAGAAAAGCUGAAGAGAAUUUUUUCCAGGGCUUGGAACAGGGAAAUGCCUGGGGAGAUCGACACGGAUCAGAGAUGCAGCUGGGAAACUAUCCCGAGAAGAAACUGGAUAAAUCCACUGAAUGUGGCAGAGAAUGGAAGGAUCCCAAGGAAACCACAGUCCAGCAGACAAGUCACAAUGAAGAGAAACUCUACAAAUGCCUUGACUGUGGGAAAAGAUUUAAUGCGAGGUCACAGCUUAUGUCACAUAACAGAAUCCACACAGGAGAGAAGCCCUAUAAAUGCUUGGACUGUGGGAAAAGCUUUAGUAGGAAACUAUGUCUUACUGUACACCAGAGACUGCACACGGGAGAGAAACCCUAUAUAUGCUUUGAGUGUGGGAAAAGUUUUAGGCAGUGGUCACAGCUUAUGUCACAUCACAGAACCCACACAGGAGAGAAGUCCUAUAAAUGCUUGGACUGUGGGAAAAGCUUCAGUAGGAAGCUAUGUCUUCUUAUACACCAGAGAGUACACACAGGAGAGAGAUCCUUUAAAUGCCUUGAGUGUGAGAAAACUUUCAUUAAGCGCUCAGACCUUAUUAAGCAUCAGAGAAUCCACACAAGCGACAAACCCUAUACAUGCCUCGACUGUGGGAAAAGUUUCACUGACAGAAUAAAACUUACUAGUCAUCAGAGAAUGCAUACAGGAGAGAGACCCCAUAAAUGCUUUGACUGUGGCAAAAGCUUCAUACAGAAGUCAAGGCUUACUGUACACCAGAGAGUGCACACAGGAGAGAGACCCUAUAUAUGCUGUGAGUGUGGGAAAGGUUUUAUUCGGAGCUCAGAGCUUAUUAAACAUCAGAUCACCCACACAGGAGAGAGACCCUUUAAAUGCCGUGAGUGUGGGAAAAGUUUUAAUCAUAACUCAGCGCUUAUAACACACCAGCGAACCCACACAGGAGAGAGACCCUAUGGAUGCCUUGAGUGUGGGAAAAGUUUUAUUGAGAACUCAGCGCUUACUAGACAUAGGAGAAUCCACACAGGAGAAAGACCCUAUAAAUGCCAGGAGUGUGGGAAAAGUUUCAGUGUGAAAUCAACCCUUAAUACACAUCAGAAAACCCACACAGGAGAGAGACCCCAUAAAUGCUUUGACUGUGGGAAAAGCUUCAUUCAGAAGUCAAAGCUUAGUGAACACCAGAGAGAACAUACAGGAGAGAGACCAUAUAAAUGCCUUGACUGUGGGAAAACUUUCAUUAAGCGCUCAGACCUUAUUAAGCAUCAGAGUAUCCACACAAGCGACAAAUCCUGUAAAUGCCUCGACUGUGGGAAAAGUUUCCCUGACACAAUAAAACUUACAAGUCAUCAGAGAAUCCAUACAGGAGAGAGCCCUCAUAAAUGCUUUGCCUGUGGGAAAAGCUUUAUACACAAGUCCAGGCUUGUUGUACACCAGAGAGUGCACACGGGAGAGAAACCCUUUAAAUGCCGUGAGUGUGGGAAAAAUUUUAGUCAGCGUGCAACACUUAUUACACAUCAGCGAACCCAUACAGGAGAGAGACCCUACGGAUGCCUUGAGUGUGGGAAAAGUUUUAUUGCAAGUUCAGCCCUUGCUAACCAUAGGAGAAUCCACACGGGAGAAAGACCCUAUAAAUGCCACGAGUGUGGGAAAACUUUCAGAUACCGCUCAAACCUUACUAAACAUGGGAGAAUCCACAUCGGAGAGACGUAUUAUAAAUGCCUUCAGUGUGGGAAACGUUUUGUUGACAGAACAAAACUUACUGUUCAUCAGAGAAUCCAUACAGGAGAGAGACCCCAUAAAUGCUUAGACUGCGGGAAAAGCUUCAUUCAGAAGUCAAAACUUAUUCUACACCAGAGAGUGCACACAGGAGAGAGACCGUAUGAAUGCUUGGAGUGUGGGAAAAGCUUCAUUGAGAAGUCACAACUUAUUCUACACCAGAGAGUGCACACAGGAGAGAGACCCUUUCAAUGCUGUAAAUGUGGGAAAAGUUUUAUUCGGAGCACAGCGCUUAUCACACAUCAGAGAACCCACACAGGAGAGAGACCCUAUAAAUGCCUUGAAUGUGGCAAAAGUUUUAGUCAGAGCUCAAAUCUUAUUGCACAUAAGAGAACCCACACAGGAGACAGACCCUAUAAAUGCUUGGACUGUGGGAAAACUUUCAGUCAGCGCCCACACCUUACUAAACAUGGGAGAAUCCACACAGGAGAGAGACCUGAUAAAUGCCUUGACUGUGGGAAAAGCUUCAGUAAGAGCUCAGAGCUCACCAAACACCAGAGAAUGCACAAGGAUGAGAGACCCUAGGAAUAGCUUGACUGUGGGAAAAGAUGGGAUAAGAGGGGAGGGAGAGAACAGGGGUAGAGAGGUGCUGCCUCAUCACUCACCCCCUCUGCCCCUUCUCCGUGCCCCUGCUGCAUUCAGACAGCACCAUUAGGAGAGACUGAUUCAUACAGGGCCUUUUGUUGGAAGUCUGGAUUUCCCACCUCUGCUACUGCAGCAUCAGCCUGUGAGAGGGAAGCAGCGUUGCCUAGUGGAUAGAGCACUGGCCUGGGACUCAGGAGACAUAAGCUCUGUUCCCAACUCUGCCAGCAGCUUGCGGGGUGGCCAGAGACAAAUCUGUACCUUCCCGAGAGGGAAUAAAUGGGGAGUGAUAAUAUCAGCCUCCAAGCGUCUGUCUAGGGCAGGAGAAGUGGUUGGGAUUAGCUGGUGCGUCUCCUUUGUUCCUCCACCCCUUUUUCUAGUCUAGACUGGCCCUGAGCAGUUUAUUCCAAUCCCCCAUUAGCAAAGUGAUUGUUAGAGUCACUAAGUCCCCCCUUCGCAGUGAGAUUGUCUCAUGCCCAGACAGCCUCACACUGCUCCAGGUUCUGCUGAAAAGCAUUUCACUUUUUGUGCUGUUUUUCCCUUAUCCGCCAGCAUUCAAUAGAGUCUAAAAGAGCUGGAGCAGGAAUAGCAAAAUAAUGUGGUGUUUUAACUUCUGUGUUAUUUGAGGGGACGGGGUGAGUCCGGGGGAUUCCCUCCCGCCCCCAUCAAGCUCACACAUCUUCUCUCACAGAGCAGCCUCUGCCCAAGCCGAGGAGGGUUUAACCUUUUCCCUUUCUACCCCUCCACCUUCACGUGUGUCAUUUACCACAGUGUCCUUUGCCCACCAUGCUUAGGAAACAGGCUUUGAUUUCUUUGAUCCUCAAUCAGGCCCCUGAGGGCUGGAGAAGAAAAUGCCCAUUCCUGAAGCGGGAAUUGAAAUGAACCCAAAGCACAGUUCGAGCUUCAAGCGCAGCCUCCAGCUAUUGGUAAAGUGGCAUCUGGAGUUUUUCCAGCCAAAUCCAGAUCAUUUGUAGAUAGGAAGUUUUUGGUGGUUUGUCUUUUUUUCCUCUUUCUUUUAUGACUAGGAUGCUAAAGCUUUUGUCAAUAACCAGCCAAAUAAUGCGGCGGUGCUGAGGAAAGGAGCUUUAGCCUGUUCAGCAGGAAACGGGCAAAUUUGUUCCCCAGAUUUUGACUUUCAAAAUUCUCUGGGAUUUCACUUCAUGAACAGGAAAGUGGUUUAUAGCCCACCCUGGAGUGUGGGUUUUUCUCUUUUAGGUGAAGUCUGUUCUGUCACGUAUUUUGAUAAUAAAUAAGUUUUAAAGGACCUAGUUCAGAUUUCUUGGGGACUUCAAAAGAGAAAUGAUAAUUUGCCACAAUAGUCCUUACUGAUUUUCUUUUCACAUCAGAUUUGCUGCUUCUUUGAAUAGUGAAAAUGACCAGUGUCUGUCAGCAAAGCACUGAGGGUGAGUGCUGGAUACACACUCCAGGAAUCGGACUGAAAUGGGGAAGGAAGUGACUGCCUGAUCCCUGCAGAGAUGUGAGAUACAGUCAGGAGGGGGAGAGGGUGGUUGGGUUGGUCGGUGUCCUGGGCCUUGAAAGGGCACUGUUUGGUCUUGCGAGCCAGAGAGCUGAGGCUGAGAACUGUGAACUCACUGCACAAGUCCCAGAGAGAGAGGAAAUGUCCUAUGAGUGCUGGGUGGAGUCAUCCUUGAACUCCGAAGGGCUACCAGUGAUGCCCCAAGAGGAUUGAUGUGGAGAGGGGUCGGCGACUCCCCGUUGCUGAGAGGAGGAGGCCGGGCAAAUGCCUCUCUCAUGGAUUGUUAGCGCUUUUCUACCAGCUUUAACUUGUUCCUCUUUCCCUGGGGCACGUGUGUGGCUGGAGCACCAGUGUGCUGGGAUGGGGCUAAAAUGCACCGUGCCGAGCUGGGCAUUGGACUGGGGAGCGGGGGGACAGAAUUUAGCUUUUAUUUCUUGCUUUCAAAAGAAUAAAGUAGAAUUUAAUUUCUCAAACUCCCAAUGU
This is a messenger RNA of Mauremys reevesii (Reeves's turtle), 4559 nucleotides long. RefSeq names its product zinc finger protein 850-like. Gene Ontology annotation, molecular function: RNA polymerase II cis-regulatory region sequence-specific DNA binding; DNA-binding transcription factor activity, RNA polymerase II-specific. The coding region runs from base 17 to 2542 and encodes 841 amino acids. The transcript has 3 exons. Lineage: Eukaryota; Metazoa; Chordata; Testudines; Geoemydidae. Gene Ontology annotation, cellular component: nucleus. The record is from RefSeq and is a predicted model, not a curated record. Gene Ontology annotation, biological process: regulation of transcription by RNA polymerase II.